This is a messenger RNA of Adineta ricciae, 951 nucleotides long. NCBI's taxonomy places the organism in Eukaryota, Metazoa, Rotifera, Eurotatoria, Adinetida, Adinetidae. The record is from the annotation of a GenBank genome assembly.
AUGCCGACUAUCUACGAAACAGACAAUCUCGACGAAGCUAUCGAUAUUAUUCAAGAUGAGAAUAAACGAUAUCCAUUUAUUUUACAUAAAUACGACAUUGGCCCGUGUCAAACGAAAUGGACGAGCGAUUAUCUCGAACAUAAGAUUGGCUCAAAGCCAGUACGAAUACAUGUUUCUCAAGAUUCAAUGAUGGACUUUGUUCGAAAGAAUUUCACCUAUGAAACGUUACCAUUCAAUAAGCUGGUUAAACGUUGUGAACGUGCCACAAAUGACGAAUAUUUUGUUUCACCUAAUGAACAUUACUACUUUCGAGCCUUGGGCGAUAAUCAACGAACAGAUAUUGCGAGUAUCGAAAAACACUUUCCGUCGAUUGCCGGUGAUAUUAAAUAUCCUCCAUUUUUUUCCUCGGAACAGUUUUUCUCCAGUGUUUUGCGUAUUGGCUCAGCUAAUACACAACUGUGGACCCAUUAUGAUAUAAUGGAUAAUAUUCUUAUCCAAGUUCAUGGCACAAAACGAUUGAUAAUGUUUAAGCCAAGUGAUAUUGAUUAUCUGUAUAUAGAUGGUGAUAAAUCGUUGGUCAAUGAUAUUGAACAGCCUGAUUUCGAAACCUAUCCACUUGUUCGUCAGGCAACCUAUUAUACCGGUACUUUACAAGCAGGCGAUUGUUUAUUUAUUCCUGCACUGUGGUUUCAUAAUAUCAAAUCCUUAGCUACGCACGCAAUAUCUGUGAAUGUAUUCUGGCGUCAUGUAAAUAUUGAUCUCUACGAUCCGAAAGAUCUCUAUGGCAAUAAAGAUCUCGUUCCGUUCAAUCGUACAAUAGGUCAAUUAGCAAAAUCUCUUCAUGAACUUGAUAAGCAACUGCCAGCCGUUUACACGGAUUUUUAUGCUCGACGUUUACGUAGUUACUUAGAUAACUACAUCCGAGAAAAUGAAAAGAAAAUCUCGCAGUAA